This is a messenger RNA of Caenorhabditis sp. 36 PRJEB53466, 561 nucleotides long. Lineage: Eukaryota; Metazoa; Nematoda; Chromadorea; Rhabditida; Rhabditidae. The record is from the annotation of a GenBank genome assembly.
AUGCAGCCGGAGCAAAGCGCUCUCGCGGCGAAUUCAUCCACGCUCAAGAGGAAGAAAGAAGAUGCGGACGAUGACUCCACGCUCAAGAAGAAGAAAGAGGAUGCGGACGAUGGCUCCACGCUCAAGAAGAAGAAAGAGGAUGCGGACGAUGACUCCACGCUCAAGAAGAAGAAAGAGGAUGCGGACGAUGGCUCCACGCUCAAGAAGAAGAAAGAGGAUGCGGACGAUGACUCCACGCUCAAGAAGAAGAAAGAGGAUGCGGACGAUGACUCCACGCCUCCGGCGAAACUCCCACGUGAGGAGACCAUCAUGAACUGGACGACAGCGGAGACGUGCGACUGGCUGGCAGCAAAGCUCCCUCCGCACAGUGAGAAGUUCAUCGAGGUGCUCCGCAAGAACGAGCUGAAGGCCGACAAGCUCAUGGUGGUCAAGGACAACCCAAGGCAUGAGCUCAUUAAAAGAAUCCCAGAAUUGGAGGGCUUUUACUGGCUCCUUUUCAAAGCUGCUCUCAAACUGGAAGUUGUGGGCAUGCCCAAAACCCCGAAGCAUGUUUUCCAUUAA